AUGUCCCAUGCCGAAAUCAUCGAAGUGCCCCGAUAUUACCCCCCAGGGGUUUCAGAGAUUAUCGGUCGCGGUGGCGAGUGUUUCGUCGGAGCCAUUGAUGAGUUUACCGUCUUGAAAUAUCCAUGUAUUCAUGGCGAAUACGAGAGGAUUAGGAUAGAGGCCCAGCUUCUUAAGGUCCUUGGAAGCCAUCCCCGUAUUAUCGCCUUAAAAGGCCUGACGGAAAAUGGUCUCGUCCUACAACGCGCAUCAAAUGGUUCUUUGAAUGACUAUCUCAUAUCACAGUCGUUUAUACCUCUCGAUAGGAAACUACUCUGGUGUAAACAAGCUGCCGAAGCAAUCAGUUAUAUCCAUGGAAAACGUGUCAUCCACUGUGACAUAAACCUUCGGAAUCUCCUACUAGAUGGGAAUCUCGAUAUAUUACUUGCAGACUUUCAGGGGAUGUUGAAGUCCGCCGAUGGCAACACUUUACUGGAUGGGCUCUCUCGGGAGUGCUCAAAGUCAUAUCAGCCUCGAGUCCAUGGGGAUUAUGCAUGUGUGGCGACCGAUCUUUUUGCGCUUGGUUCCGCUAUCUACUUUAUUAUGACCGGACAUGAGGUCUUUCCUGAACUUGAUAGCUUGGAAGAUGAUGAAGAGAUCUUGUCGCGCUUCCAAAAUGGGCUCUUUCCGAAUGACAAUCAUCCUUGCUCUCAAAUCACAGAAAAAUGUUGGAAGCAGCAGUAUCGGCAGGCUGCUGAGAUUGUUUCUGAUCUAUGUCUUAUUCAAGUUACCUAG
Penicillium egyptiacum is the source of this 771-nucleotide messenger RNA. The record is from the annotation of a GenBank genome assembly. Lineage: Eukaryota; Fungi; Ascomycota; Eurotiomycetes; Eurotiales; Aspergillaceae.